GUCGGGGCCCAUGUGUCUGCUGUCGGUGGGGUUGAGAAUGCAAUUGUGAACGCCCGUGCUAUUGGCGCCAACGCUUUUGCGCUGUUCAUCAAAUCGCAGCGAAAGUGGACAUCACCACCCUUGUCAGAGGAAUCUAUAGCUUCAUUCAAGAAACGUAUGAAGGAAUAUGGGUAUAGUCCCAACGUCGUGUUGCCACAUGGCAGCUACCUAAUAAAUCUGGGGAACCCAGACGCUGACAAGAGGAAGAAGUCGUAUGAUUGCUUUCUUGAUGAUUUGAAGCGGUGUGAACAGCUUGGAUUGACGCUGUACAAUUUCCACCCUGGGUCCACUGUCGGUGAUUGCUCCACCGACGAAUCCCUCUCACUUAUUGCGGAAUGCAUCAACCAAGCCCACAAAGAAACCGCCUUUGUAACCACUGUUCUGGAGAACAUGGCAGGUGCUGGGAACAUCAUCGGAGGCGACUUUGCUCAUCUCGCUGGCAUCAUUGAACGGGUAGAAGAUAAAACUAGGGUCGGAGUAUGUCUUGACACCUGUCAUUCAUUCGCUGCAGGAUACGACAUCCGAACGAAAGAAGGCUGGGAGUCAACAUUAACCAAGUUCGAUAGCCAAGUCGGCCUGUCCUACUUACGCGGAAUGCACCUCAACGAUUCCAAAACCGAAUUCAACUCCAAACGUGAUAGGCAUGAGAAUAUCGGGCUCGGACAUCUAGGCAUUCCAGCAUUCCAACACAUCCUCAACGACCCACGCGUCCAAAACAUCCCCUUGAUCCUCGAAACACCCAGCUUCGAGAAGCCAGCGGAGGUGUGGGGCAAGGAGAUCGAGGUACUCAUGAAGCUUUCUGGCUCGUCGGGAAAUCUAGAGGAAGGCCAGGGUCCAUCGAAGAAACUGGAGGAAGGUGGAUCAGCA
This is a messenger RNA of Laccaria bicolor S238N-H82, 906 nucleotides long. RefSeq lists its product as uncharacterized. Gene Ontology annotation, biological process: base-excision repair. The transcript is spliced from 10 exons. Lineage: Eukaryota; Fungi; Basidiomycota; Agaricomycetes; Agaricales; Hydnangiaceae. Gene Ontology annotation, cellular component: nucleus; mitochondrion. The annotation marks the transcript as partial. Gene Ontology annotation, molecular function: zinc ion binding; DNA binding; phosphoric diester hydrolase activity. The record is from RefSeq and is a predicted model, not a curated record.